AUGACGGUGUCUUACUCGUUGGAAAAUCUCAGAAAGAUCAGUAAUGCCCUGGUGGGCGACCAGCUGGCUAAAGUAGACUACUAUAUCGCUCCGAAAUGCCAUAUUUUUCAAUUUUUGUUGUCUAUUGAGGCAGAUAACAGUGUUGCGUUAAAGAAUGCGAAAUUAGAUCUGCUAUACACCCUUUUACGCCUAGAACCGCAACAAAGAGAUAUAGUAGGCACGUACUACCUUGAUAUUGUGUCCACAAUCUAUAAGUCCAUGGGUCUGGCAAGAAGCUUUACCGAGAAUAAUUCUUCAACGAACUAUAAGUACAUAAAACUUCUGAACCUGUGUGCUAAAGUCUAUCCUAAUUGCGGAUUCGCAGACCUACAAUUUCUUCAGGACGGGUUUAUUCACUUAGUUAACCAUAAAUUUUUGAGCAGCAAAUGUAACAUUGAUGAAGUUAUCACGAUAAUUGAAUUAUUGAAGUUGUUCUCACUCGUGGAUGAGCGAAACUGCGGCGAUUUUAACCGAAACAAGUUUAUGGAUCAAGAAAGAGAAGUAUCAGAAAUUUCACACUAUCAAGAUUUUAAAAUGGCUGACUCCCUUGAACAGGUAAUAGUUAAGAUAUCCAAGAAGUACAUGAACCAGAUAAGUCUCAAGUAUAUAGUCAGGCUGAAAGUAUCCAGGCCAGCGUCACCAUCCAGCAUCAAGAACGAUCCUUUUGAUAAUAAGGGCGUUGACUGCACCCGUGCAAUUCCUAAAAAAAUCAAUAUAUCUAACAUGUAUGAUUCUAGUUUACUGUCCUUGGCACUCCUUCUUUAUUUAAGAUAUCACUAUGCGAUACCAGGCGAUAGAAAAUUACGGAACGACUCGACGUUCAAGAUGUUCGUUUUGGGCCUCUUGAAAAGCAAUGACGUUAAUAUUAGAUGCGUUUCCUUGAAAUUUUUACUACAACCGUACUUCACAGAGGAUAAGAAAUGGGAGGAUUCGCGUACUCUGGAGAAAGUACUGCCAUAUCUGGUUGAGUCAUUCAACUAUGAUCCAUUGCCUUGGUGGUUCGAUCCAUUUGACAUGCUGGAUUCAUUGGUUGUGUUGUAUAACGAGAUUACUCCAAUGAAUAAUCCUGUGCUCACCACAUUAGCUCACACAAACGUCAUUUUUUGUAUUCUGUCCCGUUUUGCACAAUGCCUUUCUUUACCACAACAUAACGAAUCUACCCUGAGGACAACUACAAAAUUCAUCAAAAUCUGUGCCUCAUUUGCUGCAUCAGACGAAAAAUACCGUCUGUUAUUACUGAAUGAUACGUUGUUGUUGAAUCAUUUGGAGUACGGGUUAGAAGCGCACAUCACUUUGAUACAGGAUUUUAUAUCUUUGAAAGAUGAGAUAAAGGAAACCGUUACUGAUACGCAUUCCAUGUGUUUGCCCCCUAUAUAUAAUCAUGAAUUUGUCGCAGCCUGGUUGCUGUUGUUGAAAUCAUUUUCCAGAAGUGUUUCAGCACUUAGGACAACUUUGAAGAGGAAUAAAAUAGCACAGCUACUUCUACAGAUAUUGAGUAAGACGUAUACGUUAACUAAGGAAUGCUAUUUUGCUGGACAAGAUUUUAUGAAACCGGAAAUUGUGAUAAUGGGUAUUACUCUGGGCAGUAUUUGUAAUUUUGUGGUUGAAUUCUCUAAUUUGCAAUCAUUUAUGCUCAGGAACGGCAUAAUCGAUAUUAUUGAGAAGGUGUUGACCGAUCCGUUGUUCAAUUCUAAAAAAGUUUGGGAUUCUAAUGAAGAUGAAAGAAGGACCGCUUUGCAGGAUAUAGCGGUGCAUGAAGUAAAGGCAAACUCUUUGUGGGUAUUGAGACAUUUAAUGUACAACUGCCAAAACGAAGAGAAAUUUCAACUUUUGGCCAAAAUCCCUAUGUCCUUAAUAUUGGAUUUUAUCAACGAUCCAUGUUGGGCAGUACAGGCCCAAUGUUUUCAGUUGCUCCGAAACUUGACUUGUAAUUCAAGGAAAAUCGUUAAUAUUCUUUUAGAAAAGUUCAAAGAUGUGAAUUAUAAAAUUGAUCCUCAAACAGGCAAUAAAAUUGCCAUUGGUUCGACAUAUCUUUUCGAGUUUUUAGCGAAGAAAAUGAGGCUUUUAAAUCCAUUAGAUUCUCAACAAAAGAAGACAAUGGAAGGCAUUUUAUAUAUAAUUGUCAAUUUGGCAGCAGUAAAUGAGAAUAAGAAGCAACUAGUUAUUGAACAGGAUGAGAUAUUACACAUUAUGAGUGAAAUAUUGGUAGAAACAACAAACAACAGUUCACAUUACGGUAACGACGGAAAUUUGAAAUUAGCAUGCUUAUGGGUGCUCAAUAACUUACUAUGGAAUUCAUCCGUUUCACAUUAUACCCAGUACGCAAUUGAAAACGGACUUGAACCAGGGCAUUCACCAAGUGAUUCAGAAAAUCCACAAUCGACGAUGAUAAUAGGGUAUAACGAACCUGUUGUUGGUGGAUCUUCUAGGGGGAAGUAUUUCGAUGAACCAGACGGCGACGAUAGCAGCAGUAAUGCCAAUGAUGAUGAAGACGAAGAUAAUGAAGACGAUGAAGGUGAUGAGUUCGUUCGUACUCCUGCUGCAAAAGGCAGCACUUCGAAUGUACAGGUCACACGUGCUACAGUGGAAAGAUGUAGGAAACUCGUGGAAGUAGGAUUAUACAACCUAGUUAAAAAGAACAUCACUGACGAGUCUUUAUCCGUGCGAGAAAAGGCAAGAACAUUGCUAUAUCAUAUGGACUUGCUUUUGAAAGUCAAAUAA
This is a messenger RNA of Saccharomyces mikatae IFO 1815, 2760 nucleotides long. It is a transcript of the gene VID28, whose product is annotated as glucose-induced degradation complex subunit VID28. Bases 1 to 2760 code for a protein of 919 amino acids. Gene Ontology annotation, cellular component: GID complex. The record is from RefSeq and is a predicted model, not a curated record. The transcript has a single exon. Gene Ontology annotation, biological process: proteasome-mediated ubiquitin-dependent protein catabolic process. NCBI's taxonomy places the organism in Eukaryota, Fungi, Ascomycota, Saccharomycetes, Saccharomycetales, Saccharomycetaceae.